CGCUGCCUGCAUGCGCGGAGCUCCAGCCCCGGGCGGCCGGGCGGCGGCGGCGCCGGAGCCGGAGGCAGCCGGACGUGGAGAGGCGCGUGGAGCCCCGAGGCGCCCCGGAUCCGCGCCGGACCCUUGUGACCGUCUAGCUCCUGGGUGCGCUGCGAAGACUCGGACCGGACUGUUUUGAAUCUCCCGGCGUCUGGGCGCGGGGCGACUCUUGGUAUUUUCUAACUCAACUCGUGGAUCGGAACGUGGCUUCGGCUCUGAGCGCGGCUGGCGACCUGUAGGACCUCAGCCCUGGCUGCGGCCGCCGCGCUCGCCCUCGGGAGAGUCAGCAGGGAAGGGACACCGGCCGGCCUCGGGAGUCUCCGCGUGCGGAGCGGAGGAGCGGAAGGCUGACUGGUCUCCCGGGAGAACCGACUCGGGAUUUGUUGCGAGCAGCAUGGAGGAGAAUGACCCCAAGCCCAGCGAAGCGGCGGCGGCGGAGGGGCAGCGGCCGCCGGAAUCCAGCCCCAGCGGCGGCGCCGGCAGCCCGGGUGACGCGGACACUGGCCGCCGGCGGGCUCUGAUGCUGCCUGCGGUUCUGCAGGCGCCGGGCAACCACCAGCACCCACACCGCAUCACCAACUUCUUCAUCGACAACAUCCUGCGGCCCGAGUUUGGCCGGAGAAAGGACGCGGGGACGUGCUGUCCCGGAGCUGGAGGAGGCAGAGGCGCCGGGGCAGGCGGCGAAGGCGGCGUGGAGGGAGGCGGCGGCGCGGGCGGCGCGGAGCAGCUCCUGGGGUUGGGCCGGGAGCCCCGGCAGAACGCGCCCGGGGCGCCUGGGGCGGGCGGGCCUCUGCCCGGCGGUGGCGGUAGCGACUCUCCGGGUGACGGCGAAGGCGGCUCCAAGGCGCUCUCACUGCACAGCGGCGCCAAGAAAGGCGGAGACCCCGGGGGUCCCCUGGACGGGGCGCUCAAGGCCCGCGGCUUGGGCGGCGGCGACCUGUCGGUGAGCUCAGACUCGGACAGCUCGCAGGCUAGCGCCAACCUGGGCGCGCAGCCCAUGCUCUGGCCGGCGUGGGUGUACUGCACGCGCUACUCGGACCGACCUUCUUCAGGUCCCAGGUCUCGCAAACCAAAGAAGAAGAACCCCAACAAAGAAGACAAGCGGCCCCGCACGGCCUUCACGGCAGAGCAGCUGCAGCGGCUCAAGGCCGAGUUCCAGACCAACAGGUACCUGACGGAGCAGCGGCGCCAGAGCCUGGCGCAGGAGCUCAGCCUCAACGAGUCGCAGAUCAAGAUCUGGUUCCAGAACAAGCGCGCCAAGAUCAAGAAGGCCACGGGCAGCAAGAACACGCUGGCCGUGCACCUCAUGGCGCAGGGCCUGUACAACCACUCCACCACCGCCAAGGAGGGCAAGUCCGACAGCGAGUAGGGCGGGCAGGUGCCACGUCCCGGCCCGCCCCGGCUAAAUGAUGCAAUAAUUUAAAAUCAGAAAUCAAGGGCCAGUGUAUAAACAUUAUACCAGCAUUAAUAGUGAAGAUAUCGCAUAUUAGCUACGGUUCUGCAAUAUUCUAUGUAUAUAUAAUUUACAGGAGGUGUAAAAUCCAAAAUGUCUGACUAUAAAAUAUUUUUUGAGUUUUUAUGUUUAUGAGAUUAUGCUAAUUUUAUGUUGGUUUUUUUUGUUUGUUUGUUUUUGCAAAGGGGGCUACUUAGGGUUUCAUCUUUUUUAAUCCCCUAAGUUCCAUUAUGGGACAUCGGACACUUUUUUUUUUAAGAAAAAAUUAAAACAACUUGCUGAAGUCCAAAGAUUUUUAUUGCUGCAUUUCACACGACUGUGAACCGAAUAAAUAGCUCCUACUUGGUCUUGAGUUCUGCCACUUUGUUUGUGUGGGCUUGGUGAGGCCGGCAGGAGGGUCCACAUGCCCAGGCCCGCCACCGCCAUCGCAGGGAAAGGGCCGCUGGGCCUCGGGCCGCUGGGCCUCCGUCCGGUGCCCUGCUCCCCAGGGAUGCCUGGGCCGGGCCCACGCCAGCCCCCCUCCUCCCCUCUUCCUGCCUUCCCUCCCUCCUCGCUGAGGCCUGGCCCGAGCCUCCCUGCAUCCUUCUGUCUGCAUCUGCGUCGUUGUCCCCUGUCCAGCCGCCCGCCUCCAGCACCGGAGUGUCCCACCUCCGGCACCGCUCCGAGGCUCAGGGCGCCAGUGGCUGGAGGCCCACAGGCUUCGGGCCGCCCUGUCCCUCCAAACCUGGGCCCAGAAGCUCCCCUGCGGCUCCAUCAGCUGCCCAGGCAAUGCCCGGGGGCCCCCAGAAACGCAGCCAAGGUCUGCUGGGUAUGCCUCGGGGGCUGUGGAAGCCUGAGAAGGAGCUGGCGGUUCCCCUCUUUCGUUUUUCUUCACUUUCUUUUCUUUUUUUCUGUUUUUAAAGUGGCCGCUUCUGCUAUAGAGAACAUUCUUUCAUGGUAAAUAUGUGUGUGCAUGUGUACAUAUAUCUGUGUGUGUGCCCAUAUACACACAAGCAGACGUGUAAGAGUCCACAGUUCUAGAACAUGUGGCUACCUUGACUUUUAAAGAAACUCAGAAUUCUCCAGGAUCUAGAGGAAGGAAGAAAGUGUAAAUAAUCAUUUCUUUUUUUGUCUUUUCUUUUUUUUUUUUUUAAAUAUACAUUUUAUUUUUUGAAGUGUGGUACAGUGUAAAUGAAAUAUAUUCAGUAUAUCCCCACCAAGUACAUAUAUAUAAACGAACACAUUAUCUAUAUCUUUAUCUGUAGCUCCACACUGUCUUCUGUUUAUUGUAUGGAAAAAGAAUUGUGUCCAAAUGUCCGUCUGUGCCGGGACAGCCUAGGGGGGUGCCCCGGGCCCUGCCCUGAGGACUGAGGGUGAACUUCUCUCUUUGCCUUAAACUUCUUUAUUUCACUGCGAUAAUAGUUUCACUUUGUAUAUACUAGCGUAAACCUUUUUUUUUUUUUAAGGAAAAAAAACUAUAAAAGCAAAAGUUGUAAUUUAAAAUUCUGUGAAUAACCAUCUGCUGCUUAGGAAACUCAAUGAAAUGAUAUGCCUUUUAGCAGGAAGCAAAGUUUUGGGGUUUUUAUUUUUUUAUUUUAAUUUUUUAGUUUAUUACACGUGCAUUUUACAGUCCCAGUAGCAAAUAUUUAUAAUCUUAUAAGAAAUGAAUGUUUCUAUUUACGACUGUGAUUAUCAAAAUUGUGAACAUUCUCCCUGCAUUUUUGUGUGUUGAAAUUCUUGAAAGUUACAUUAAAUAAAAAAAACCCACUUUAUUGUAAAAUACCAGUUGUCCAAGAUGGAAUGAGUAGGUUUUUUUUAAGUGUGUUUCUGAGCCCAGCUGACCUACCGUGGUGCUCAGAUGCUCAGGUCUUUCCCUCCACGGCAGGUGUGCACAUGCCUACCUUUGUAGCCAGAGGCAUAAUUUUUUCUUUUUAAAUAAUGAAGACACUUUGGAUGUCUCCUGUGUGAGUACAGAACAACCAAAGGAAUUUAAGUACACGUUUCUUUACCAGAAGGAAGUGUUCCAAAGUUCGGUGCUUUUUCUUUGAAUAAAUAUUUAAAAUCUUGCAGAACGCAACAGGUCUCUGGCCCUGGCUGCCCUGGGACAGAGGCGCUCAGCCCCAGGGGAGAGGACCUCUCGCUUGACCCGAGACAAAGGCUCUUCUCCUUUAUGUUGGGUUGUUGUCUUUUCCCCAGAGCACGGACUGCUGGCAUCCCAAGGCGGAUGCCGGGAAAGGACCGGAAGUGGAUGGGAGUUUUGACCUCGGGAACUGCAACUCACCUGGCCUCAGAAGACAGCUGACAACCCUGUGAACCCAACUGCUCUGUGUCCAAACUCUCUUGGCUACAGUUUUCUUCUCCCAGUAAAAGGAGCUCAGAGACGGGAGAGGAUGUCUGUUCCCAAGGUGACCGACCUUUUAGGCAUUUCCAUUCCGCACAGGCUUCCCAAGGGGAAGGACGCUGGGCCUCCGGGCAGGAGCUGAGCUGCUCCCGGGUUUUGCAGAGACACGUUCUGGGGUCUUGCUGCAGAGGCUCCGGAGCCUGGUCCUGCUGCCUGGUCCCAGGAGCGUUAAUGGGGCGGGACCACGUCUUCCUUAGCCACCACUCUGCCCCUGUGCAGAUCUGGGGGGUCUUAAAGACAAAACAAAACUGCUCUAGCCCAACUUCUAUUACCC
Capra hircus (goat) is the source of this 4146-nucleotide messenger RNA. RefSeq names its product engrailed homeobox 2 (gene EN2). The transcript has 2 exons. The record is from RefSeq and is a predicted model, not a curated record. Gene Ontology annotation, molecular function: DNA-binding transcription factor activity, RNA polymerase II-specific; RNA polymerase II cis-regulatory region sequence-specific DNA binding. Gene Ontology annotation, biological process: regulation of transcription by RNA polymerase II; neuron differentiation; multicellular organism development. NCBI's taxonomy places the organism in Eukaryota, Metazoa, Chordata, Mammalia, Artiodactyla, Bovidae. Gene Ontology annotation, cellular component: nucleus. The coding region runs from base 434 to 1408 and encodes 324 amino acids.